UUUGAUCAAAUUCAAAACAAAACCAGGGAAGUCAGGGAAAUGUGAAAUUGUAAUUUAUGGAAUGCAAUUAAACUAAAACUAAAUCUAAUGUACACAAUACAUAUAUAAAUAAUACUUUAUUAGGAGCAGUCUCAAAAUAUAUAAUAAGAUCAAUAAAUGGCUGUUAAUUUAGAUUUAAAUAAAAUUUGCCGAACAUGCCUAACAGAUACUGUUCCUUUAAAGGACUUGUUUUCAGUCUGUUCACCAGAAAUUUUUAAGUAUUGCACUUCAGUUGAGAUUUCAGAUGAUGAUAAACUACCCAGGAAAGUCUGUGAGAUGUGUGUUGCAUUAUUGCAAAAGUUGUAUCAGUUCAAACAAAUAGCAGUUAAGUCAAAUACGGUGUUACAACAUCACAUUGAAGCUACGAAGAGGAUAAAACUAGAACAUGGAUUCGCAGACAGCGAAAUAGAAAUGCCUAUAGCUAUACUGACCGAAGAGACACAAUUCACACAAUCUAUAAAUAACAGUUGUCCUGAAUUGCACAACAUACCCAUCCAGGAAGAAAAUCAAAUAAGGAAAAGAAGAAGGAAAUCCGAGCCGAAAAAGAAAAAAGUCCGUAUGAAAUGCCCAAAAUGCGAGAAAACAUUCCAAAAAUACGAAAAUUUCGAAGCCCAUAUGAGAAAUCAUUUUGGCAAGAAACCCGACAUAAAGUGUGAGCAGUGUGAGAAGACAUUUCCGAAUUUAAGAAACUUACAUAGUCACAUUAGGACUCACACUGGUGUUAGAAAAUAUCAAUGCUUGACUUGUGGAAAGAACUUUGCCUACCUCAAUGUGUUGAAAAAUCAUGAAUUAACACACAGCGGAGUCAAGAAAUAUGUUUGUCAUAUAUGCAAUGCUAAGUUUAUUCAGAGAUAUAACUUGAAGACUCAUCUAGAUACACACACGAACCAGAAAAAGUAUAUCUGCGGUCAAUGUGGCAAGAGAUUCUCGCAGCCGGGCAAUCUGAAGAUCCAUCUAAUACGGCAUACAGGGAUUAAGAAUGUUGCUUGCCAACUAUGUGAUAUGAGAUUUUAUGUUAAAAGCGACUUAUUCAAGCACAUGCGGUCGCACUCGUCCGACAAGCCGUUCUCGUGUGAAUACUGCGACAAAACUUUUAAGAGCAAAAGCUUCCAAAUUGUACAUCUACGUUCGCAUACAGGCGAGAGACCAUACGCGUGCGAUUUCUGCCCUAAGAGGUUCAUGUCGCGCAAGGACAUGAGGAACCAUCGCAUGAUCCACACCGGGGAGCGACCCCACAAGUGCGCGCUCUGCAACCAAGCGUUCAUACAGAAGUGUGCGUUGAAUCGCCACAUGAAAAGUCACGAGAAAGACGGGCCGGUGAUGAACGCCAUCCAAGGGAUCGAGCAGUCGGCCGUGGCGGUCUCCUACGCGGCCUGGGAUGAUGUGUGAAAAUUAUAUAUUUUACUAGCCGACCCGGCAGACUUCGUAGUGCCUCAAUCGAUAAAUAAAAUACCUAAGUUUUUGUAUAAAAUAAACAUAAAGCAACUUAAUAAUAAGUACCAUUUUGCCCUUUUAACCUGUAACCCCUUUGUCAACUCAUGUCUUCAAUUACCCAUAAAAUUGAAUUAUAGACAUCAAGUCGCAAGGAUCCUCCUUGGCUGGCUUUCAGAUUGUGAUGUGUAUUGGCCCCAAUAAACACUUCAUACCAGCUGAGCUGAGACCUCAAUAACUUACCUAAGGAAUAAAUAAUACAAAGAAAAUUCAAAUUUGUAUAACUAAUUUCUUAAUAAUAUCAUAAUUCGAUGUUUGUAAUGCAUGUAAAAAUAGUUUUGGAUCUAAUCCGAAACACAAUAAAAAAAAGAGUGACA
This is a messenger RNA of Bombyx mori (domestic silkworm), 1847 nucleotides long. Its product is annotated as gastrula zinc finger protein XlCGF52.1. Gene Ontology annotation, biological process: regulation of transcription by RNA polymerase II. Gene Ontology annotation, cellular component: nucleus. Lineage: Eukaryota; Metazoa; Arthropoda; Insecta; Lepidoptera; Bombycidae. The transcript has 8 exons. Gene Ontology annotation, molecular function: DNA-binding transcription factor activity, RNA polymerase II-specific; RNA polymerase II cis-regulatory region sequence-specific DNA binding; zinc ion binding. The record is from RefSeq and is a predicted model, not a curated record. The coding region runs from base 157 to 1428 and encodes 423 amino acids.